AUGUCUACAUACUCUAUCUUCAAGGUUGCUUCCCCUUGUCUUUUGCUCAUGCUUCUCGCAACGUCGUUAACCCGGGGCUCAGGAAACGCCUCGUCUUUACCGCCUCGCUUGCCAGACCAUUCCUGGAUCCUAAGGAAAAUCAAGACAAGCUUCAGGGAUAAAUAUCCUGAGUGCGGGAAAGUCCGAUUCACCCAAGUCGGUUUGAGUUAUCGUGGGUACUGGACUUCUGCAGGGACCGCGAACGAGACGGGCAUCAAUCUGGACUCUAUCGCCGCCGUGAAAUGGAUAUCGCAGCUGCACGAAAAUACGUACCCCAAGGCCGAGCACGGCGGGCAGACCACAAGGCCGAUCUUGUUCGUCUGGGGGCAGAGCAUUGGAUCAGGCUUUGCGACCAAUCUCGCAGCGUCAGGCGCGAUUCCGUCCCACCUCGAACCAACAGCUUUGAUCCUCGAGACGCCAUUCUUGUCCAUCAAGGCGAUGCUGGCGUCACUCUAUCCUGAGAGGUGGUUGCCUUAUAAAUACCUCCACCCUUUCUUGCGAAACUUCCUGGACAGCUACAAGAACCUCGGCACCAUUGCUGCGCAGCGGUUGGAAAAGGGUAUCCGGCCGCCUCACAUCUUCAUACUCGAGGCUGGCAGGGACGAAGUCGUACCUCCGAGUCACCCGGAGGAGCUUCGGAAUCGGUGCAUGGAAUUAAGCUUACCGGUUGAGAGGCUCGUCGUGCCCCGCGCCUUUCACAGCGACGCAAUGAAUGGGCGGGUCCAUGUGGCUAGUUUCAUUAUGAGGCAGACGGCGAAGUUCAUCAGUACAACGCAUUCGAAGGAUGAAGUAGUAGCUGUUUCUCAGGAAUCAUAG
Molecule: messenger RNA, 855 nt
Organism: Diaporthe citri
Lineage: Eukaryota; Fungi; Ascomycota; Sordariomycetes; Diaporthales; Diaporthaceae
Exons: 1
Coding region: 1-855 (284 amino acids)
Cellular component (GO): membrane
Molecular function (GO): palmitoyl-(protein) hydrolase activity
Source: RefSeq, a predicted model, not a curated record